This is a messenger RNA of Impatiens glandulifera, 2308 nucleotides long. Its product is annotated as calmodulin-binding protein 60 D-like. Gene Ontology annotation, biological process: regulation of salicylic acid biosynthetic process. The coding region runs from base 272 to 2164 and encodes 630 amino acids. Lineage: Eukaryota; Viridiplantae; Streptophyta; Magnoliopsida; Ericales; Balsaminaceae. Gene Ontology annotation, cellular component: nucleus. Gene Ontology annotation, molecular function: DNA-binding transcription factor activity; sequence-specific DNA binding; calmodulin binding. The record is from RefSeq and is a predicted model, not a curated record. The transcript has 8 exons.
AAACAAACAAAGGAAUCCACAUCGUUAAUGGAGGAAGAGAAGAAGUGAACGAAGGUGCCACUGUAGAAGAAAGAGGAGCCAUCAUCAUAAAGAUCUCUCUUACGAAACUACCAGGAAAAUCUCACAUACUCCAUUUCCAUUUCUUUCUACUUUUACCUUCCUUUUUCUUCUCCUCCUCUUCCACUUGUCAUUUCCAUUCCUUUCAUGAUAUCUCUCAUUCCACUCCUUCUCCUCUGCUCUGAAUCAACAAUUCAUCAUCUCUACAGACAAAAUGCAGACCAAAUUCAUCGACAUUUCAACUACAACAACCAGUAGUACCAGCCUCUCCAGAGAAAAACGGCCUCUGGAUCCAUCUUCAACCGAUGAACGCGAAUCCAAACGUCCUGCUCUCGCCAACGUUAUUGUUGAAGCUCUUAAAGUCGAUAGUCUACAGAAGCUUUGUGCAUCACUCGAACCUAUUCUUCGUAGAGUUGUUAGUGAAGAGGUUGAACGAGCUUUAGCUAAAUUAGGCGCAUCUAAAUUUGGUGAAAGGGCUUCUCCAAAACGUAUACAAGCUCAUGAUGGGAGAAACUUACAGCUGCAAAUUAGGUCUAGAUUAUCUCUACCUUUGUUUACAGGUGGAAAAGUUGAAGGUGAACAUGGAACGGCUAUUCAUGUUGUUUUACUCGACGGUAAUAAUCAACAAAUUGUGACGUCUGGCUCUGAAUCUUGCGUUAAACUUGACGUUGUUGUUCUUGAGGGUGAUUUUAAUAAUGAGGAUGAUGAAGGAUGGGGACAGGAAGAGUUUGAUUCACAUAUUGUUAAGGAACGGGAAGGGAAAAGGCCUCUUUUGUCUGGUGAUUUGCAAGUUAUAUUGAAAGAUGGGAUUGGAAGUUUAGGUGAGCUUGCGUUUACGGAUAAUUCUAGUUGGAUUAGAAGUAGGAAGUUCAGAUUAGGUCUUAAAGUUGCCUCGGGAUUCUGCGAAGGAAUUCGUAUUCGUGAAGCGAAAACAGACGCGUUUACUGUUAAGGAUCAUAGAGGCGAAUUAUACAAGAAGCAUUAUCCACCUGCAUUACAUGAUGAAGUUUGGAGACUUGAGAAGAUUGGGAAAGAUGGAUCAUUUCACAAGAGACUUAAUAAAUCAGGAAUUCAAACUGUUGAAGAUUUCCUUCGUUUUGUCGUUAGAGAUGCUCAGAGACUCAGAAAUAUAUUGGGAAGUGGCAUGUCGAACAAGAUGUGGGAUGUUCUUGUAGAACAUGCAAAGACUUGUGUCUUAACUGGGAAGCUCUACAUUUACUAUUCCGACGAUGCCCAGAAUAUAGGUGUCGUUUUCAAUAAUAUCCAUGAGUUUAUCGGCUUAAUUGCUGGAGAAGAAGGAUAUCAUUCCGCUGAUACCCUUUCGGAAAGUCAAAAGGUUUAUGUAGAUGCAUUGGUGAAGAAGGCUUAUGAAAAUUGGAUGCAUGUUAUAGAAUAUGAUGGCAAAUCUGUUUUAAAGGACAACAACAACAAUAAUAAUUUAGCUUCUCAAGAGUAUUCAAAUUCAUACGACUCUCAAACCGCCUUCCCAACGAGCCUUCCUUCGCAACAAUCCUCGACAAACACGGGCCUGCCUCCUAUAGUCGGUGGAUGCCAUAAUGGUUUGGAUUCGCGAUACAAUCCAACACAAAGUUCAAUUCCAUACAUACUACCCCAUGAAUCCCAAAUACCAAGACCGGAAGACCUUUCAACACAAUCAUUAACGUCGGGAUUCCACACAGGCGCUGGAGGAGCAUUAUCGGAGUUUGGUUCGUUCAGGAACAUUGGUGCAGGGGAAUUAUUCUCAGAGGAGGAGAUUCGAAUGAGGAGUCACGAGAUGCUUGAAAACGACGAUAUGCAGCAGUUACUAGGGUUUUUGAACAUGGAAGGUGGUCAUAGUAGAAGCUCUACUACUAGUAGUACAUUGGAUUCGAUAAGCUACCCUUCUACAUCAGCUUCGAUAUAUGCUGCACCUAACAAUGCGGGUUAUAACAACUACGGGUUGGUGGGCGGUGGUGUUGGUGUUGGUGGUGCCGACGAAGGUGGUCCUCCGGGGAAGGCGGUUGUUGGGUGGUUGAAGUUGAAGGCAGCCAUGAGAUGGGGGAUUUUUAUUAGGAAGAAAGCUGCUGAAAGAAGGGCUCAAUUGGUGGAAUUGGAUGAUAAUUAUUAAGGCCUUUGUUUAUUUAACCUUUGAUCUUAAGGGAAACUAAUUAAUAAUUUUUAUAUUGUAAGAUUUUUAAUUUUAAAUAUUUAAGUUACAAAAGUAGUAAAAUCGGUUAGAUAAAACCCAAUCACCAUGUGGGGAAUGAUCAAA